AUGCCGGUCGACUUGGCUUCAACCUCCCCUUGCUAUACUCCUUCCUUUGAGCUGAAAGCGUAUCAUGAAGAUGAGGAUCAUCUCACCCAGGGAAAGCCAGAGCCUAGCAUUCGCUCACAGACAUUCAUAUACCAUCUCUCAGGCGAGAAAUGGUGGAUUAAGGUAACUUUUAGGGGUGAUUUUCCCUAUAGCAGAAGCAGACGAAAACGUGAGCGACGUCAAGAAUACCAAGAGUUCAUUAAAUUAAUUGACUAUCGAUCGCUUCCCUUGCUGAAGGACACCGUGACCGAGGUGCUGUUAGAUGAAGAGGCUAAAACUAAAACCACUUUACAUACGCCCGAUGUACAAACCGGAGCUGAAGAUAUGACAAUGUCACAAUUCAUCGGUCAACUAAGUCUUUCAAUCCGAGAAGACCCGUUGAGAGUCAUUUAUCCGCCUGUUUCUCAAUUCCCCUCAUUUCCUGCAAUCCGGACUUCGGAACUUGUGAUUGAGGAAGAAAUCACUGACGGUGUUUUCCGUGUCUGCCACAAGGCCGAGCUAUAA
This is a messenger RNA of Penicillium malachiteum, 543 nucleotides long. RefSeq lists its product as uncharacterized. NCBI's taxonomy places the organism in Eukaryota, Fungi, Ascomycota, Eurotiomycetes, Eurotiales, Aspergillaceae. Bases 1 to 543 code for a protein of 180 amino acids. The transcript has a single exon. The record is from RefSeq and is a predicted model, not a curated record.